AGCGCACUAAACACGGUAGCACCGAUCGCCGAAUCGUUUUUGGCUGAUGUCUCCCUUACGCAUCUGUUGUCUGCAUUAGCGAUGGAAGGCACAACCGCACCCUCUCCGCGGACCAAAGCUGAUAUCGCCGAAGAUAUGGUGGCGUCUGGAGCUGCCACUAGCAUCGACGGCGUUGCCUCUGCCACCAACGCGUUGCCCUCACUCGCAAGUGCGCCCACGUUAAAGUCGGCGGAGGCAGAGGCAGCAGUAGGAAAAGGAGACGGAGAAGAACACGAAGGGAGAGGCACUGAAGGAGGAAAGGGAGAGGCGAGCUCAGCGCACGACAAGGCCUCGUCCUCCUCGUCCAGUACGGUGGCGACCUCCACAAGAUCGAAGGGUGGAAAGAAGAAGCCGCAAAAGAAGAAAAAGGCUUCACCGCCUUCCGCCUCUGUCGUCCUUGUUCAGGCCACGGAGGAACCGCAGGACGAUCCGGCGCCCACCCCGGUGAUGCCGUCAACGGACGAGGGAGACGAAAAGAAAGAGGCGGCGAAGGAGGAGAUGCACUCCGAAAUGCAGGAGCCAGCGCUUCCCACCGCCGCGGACACGUCGACGCGCCGUGCCACACCACCACCACCACCACCACCAAACACGCAGGAGGAAGGCACAAAGGACGAUGAUGAGCCGGAGGCGGGGAAAGAGAUCAGGUGCAGCGACACGGAAGACUCCACGGAGCCCUCCCCCUUCGCAGCAUCGUCGACCCCCCACACCGACGCAUCGCUUUCUUUCCGGUCCUCGGCCACAUGGCCGAGUUCACCCGCCAGCUUCACCUCCCCCGUGCGGUCGAAGCACGACGAGGUACUCGAGGCAGCGACGCAGGCUGCCAUUCAAGCCCAAGAGCGACAACUGCGUCACACGCUCCUCAGCAUUUUCCCUGCUCACCUGCGAGCAAUGAACAGCGAGAACACACAACCAACACGGGAUGAUGCGAGGCUCCACUCAACGGCAAGUACCUCGCUGCUCAUGUGCUGCAGUCCGGAGCCGCUGCUCCCUCUCCUCAACGCCCUCUGCGAAGACAAGGCCUACGUGCACGCGGCGUGGUGUCGUUACGAGGACGACCUCGCCGUGCAGCGAGCGCAGAACAGUAUUCAGCGCAAGCGCCAGCGGCAUUCCUUUAACAAAGGAGCUCGCCGGCCAGCCUCUUCGGUGGUCACCACCACCACAAGCACCCCAGCUACCACCGCAGCAGCAGCAGCAGCAGCAUCAUCGGAGCACACGGCAGGUGGAGACAGGGGCGCGAAGGAGGCGAGCGACAGCGACAGCCACGCAGACGACGACGCCAGUCAGCCACCGGAGUCGGAGUGGGUAGAGGCGGCACCGGCGUUCACGGGGCCCCCGCGCCUCCCUUCGGCAACGCGCAUCGAUAACGCCGAUGCGCGGGAGGAGAUGGCGGUGGCCUCUGGAUUUCAAUGGACGCCGUGGCGCUUCUUUCGUGAGAAGCGCCGUCGCAGCUCCUCCCGUUCGCAGGGCAGCAGCGGCGCCGUCACGGCAACUGCAGCUGUCUCCUUUCUCACUUCGAAAACAGGCCCCACUGCCACAAGUGCGGCUGUGAGUGGUUCGAGCACCUCGACGGCGGGGGCGACAACGGCUGUGUCCUCCACGGUUGCCACGUCAGGUGUGCCCCCCGCCCCCACCCCAGUUGGUGGGGGAGGUGUCCCGCCGCUUCUCUUCUCGGAGGUCCCUUCGCUUCCAGUGUUGCAGGUGGACGCCGAUAUCCCAGAAGAUGUGACGGCGACGGUGGAGGCCAUGACCGCCGAGGAGCAGCGCAGCUGCGCGCGCUACGUAAUGAGCAGUGGGAAGCUGCGCAACGUGUGCCGCGACCCCUACGCUUUUUUGGUGUCCCGCGCAAAGGAGAUGCGCAUUCAGUGGGAGCGUCAGCACCCCUUUGAAUAG
Molecule: messenger RNA, 1929 nt
Organism: Leptomonas pyrrhocoris
Lineage: Eukaryota; Euglenozoa; Kinetoplastea; Trypanosomatida; Trypanosomatidae
Exons: 1
Coding region: 136-1929 (597 amino acids)
Source: RefSeq, a predicted model, not a curated record